This is a messenger RNA of Homalodisca vitripennis (glassy-winged sharpshooter), 2031 nucleotides long. Its product is annotated as serine/threonine-protein kinase Nek8-like. The record is from RefSeq and is a predicted model, not a curated record. Gene Ontology annotation, biological process: protein phosphorylation. NCBI's taxonomy places the organism in Eukaryota, Metazoa, Arthropoda, Insecta, Hemiptera, Cicadellidae. Gene Ontology annotation, molecular function: protein kinase activity; ATP binding. The coding region runs from base 45 to 767 and encodes 240 amino acids. The transcript is spliced from 4 exons.
UGGUGUAUUAUUCAUUUCAGACUACUCUUCAAGAAGUAAAAAUAAUGUCACUUUUAAAUCAUCCUCACAUCAUUAAGUACUAUGAUAGUUAUGCCAGUGAAGGAUUGUUAACCAUUGUUAUGGAAUUCGCAACAAAGGGAACUUUACAUGAAUAUUUACAGAAACAAAAAGGUGAAUUGCUUCCACAAGAGAUCAUUUUAAAUCUGUUUGGCCAGUUGUGUCUGGCUCUCCAAUACAUCCACAAUAAACGAACGCUACACAGAGACAUAACAACCAGAAACAUUUUAUUAACUGGAUGUCAUGGUCAGAUAGUGAAGCUCACUGAUUUUGGUAUCUCUAAAGUACUUACAAGCCGUAAUAAAACCUCUAGUGUAGUUGGUACUCCGUGCUACCUCUCUCCGGAGUUAUGCGAGGGGAAGCCAUAUGGAACUCACAGUGACGUCUGGGCCUUGGGCUGUGUUCUCUAUAAUAUGUGUACUCUCAGACAAGCCUUUCAAGCACAGACACUGGGAGGACUAGUGUACAAAAUAAUGAAUGAUUCGAUUGAGCCUGUAAGUGAUAAGUAUGACCAAGGUAUAAUGGAGAUGCUGCAACUCAUGUUGGAUCGGGACCCGUUGACUCGACCUAGCGUAUCAGCCCUUCUUUCCCAUCGUCUCCUGGUUCCUGUCGUUUAUAAUAUCAUUACUAGUCUAGGCUGUUUGUUAAAACCUCAACAAAAAUCUUUAGAAGAAGACAACCAAGCUAAAUUUUACUGGAAUUUUAAUUAAAAAUUCCUACUUGUUCCUUGUGUUUAUGAACAAUGUUUCUACGAUAACCUAUAAACAUUGUGUGUGUGUGUGUGUUUUUUUUUUUUAAGUAAACCCAUUAAGUAUCAUAGCCAAACAUGGUUGGGAAAAAAUAUUCAGUGUUUUACGCAUGACAAAAGUAAAGUUUAUGUAUAUUGUCUUGCAAAUGGAAAUGAUUAAAUAAUAUAAUGUUAUGAAUAUUACUUUGUAAUAAUGUGGUAUGACAGAAUUAAAUUGAACAUUUAAAAAUUAAUUAUAAUUUAAUGUAAAUAUUUUUUCAUCCUAUCUAAAUUUCUAAUAGUUUCAAAUUUUAAAUGAGUGAUAAUUAAACAAAUGUUUAAAAUAAUACGUUGAUUUUUUUUAUUUUUAUGAAAGUCUAGUUGAAAAAUUGAAUUGUUCCUUCGUAGUGUGAUUUUCAAUUAUCAAAAUUGAAAAACUAAAUAAAUUUAAAGAGUUAAGUUUGUUCAUAUGUUGGUAUAGCUAGCUCCAACAUUAAUUCCAAAAUUAAUUUGAAGUAAAUUAUUUAGGGUAAAAAUCAUUAGUAAUUUAUUACAGUUAAACUAACUUACUUUAACAGUGCUAAAGUAAGUGUGUGUAGUGUAUUUAUUCUUGUUGUAGGGGAAAUUUUCUUGUCUACAUUGAAAUGUUUGAGUGCCCCCAUCCAUGGUAAACAUAUUCAUAGGUUACAGUUCCUACAUAAGAUAUAAUACCAUUCAUGCGAUGUUUUAUGUUAACUUAAGGGAAAGAAACGUAAGGGCUAGCUUAACAAUAAUAAGGUAUUAUUAAGUAGUUACAUCUUUAUAAAAGUUCUUAUUAUGAAUCACAAAAUAUUCUUAAGUUUUCAAACUUAAUAUUCAUUAAAUAAUAUAAAAACCCAUAAGCCAGUUGUAUUAUCUCUUUGUAUGCAUUAAAUGUAUUUGUUUGCUGUGACAGACUUUUGUAACUUUUAGUUGUGACAAAAAAUAUAGUUUAUAAUGAAUUCUGAAUUGUAAAAACUAUUAGACUGCAGUCAAGCUCUUGAUUAUAAAAUUUUAAUAAGUUUAUUCUCCAGAAUAUUUUGAAUUUUACGUAGUAGACAGUGUUGGUGAUUGUUCAUUUGCAUUAUGAGGUGUGUAAAAUUGUUGCAAAAGUAAUUAAAAUAGUGUGUCAUAUGAAUAACCAUACCAUAAUGUAGGCAUAGCCUUAUAAUAUUAUUUGUUCAAUCAUUUCUUUCAUAUAUAAAAUUAGAUUUUGGAUUUAACCACGA